CAAACCCAGCGUCAAGGGAACUGUCCGAUAGAAAGAACCAUGCAUCCACUAACGAGAGACGAUUGAAUAAACUGUUAUCUGUGUAUGUGUGUGUGUGUUUUUUACCACCUCCCCCCUUUUCACAGCGCUAUCCUCUCUUCAAAAGGAAAACACCGUCAUUGUUGCUUCAUUGGCCAUUUAGCCUACCUAGGCAUAAAACCUGUGGGUUUUUUUUUGUUUAUGGAACUUCGGAUUUAAAUAUUCUCACCCCUGACGUGACGCAGAUCAGCAACUUCUAGAUCUACCAUUCACGUACGCCAGACAGGGGGAGGAGAGGCGCAUUCACACAAACCCUAUUCACGGAUCGAGGACUUCACAGCGAGACAUGGUUAGGUAGUGACUGUCUCCCCCUGGUCGUCGUCACUGCUCUCUCUCUCUCUCUCUUUUCUCUUUCUCUCUCUCCCUCUCCCUCUUCUUCACGUAACGUUCGCCUCAUAUCAGCUCCAUUCAUAGACUCGAGGACCUCGCUUCACUGAUUUCUACUCGUGUGUUGCUUUUUUUUUUAUCUUCAUUUCUUGAAGAGUUACGAGAGGAAAAAGAAUACAACUAAAAUAACAGACGUAAAGUGAAGCCAGCAAUAUGCGGGCUCGAGGCCCAUGUGGUCCAGGAGCGUCGUCGCAGAGUGGGACCAGGUGCAGAGAAAUGGGACCGUUAAUGCGAGUCCCGAAACAAGGCUGCUUUAACGAAGAUGACCAUAUCUCUGAUCUAAGAGACGAAACGGACUGCUUUCCUAAUGCAGAAGAUUCUUGUACCUUGGAUAAUUUCAAAUUUUCUGUUCUUCGCUGGACACCUUUCAGAGAUGCACACCAGGAGAGUGCAGGGGCGUAUGCAAUGGGAUUACGUCACUCAGCUCGUUUAAGGUCAUCUCGUACAAACUGGGGAUGUGCCUGUUUGCGAUGCACGCCAUUACUUCUUUGUAUUCUGUUUCUUGUGCUCAACGGAUGUCAUGGAGCACACAGUGAGUUUUCUUUCCCGGAUAUAAGACAGGGCCAGUUUGCUCAAGACCUGAGUCACUUCCACAUUUCCUGGCCCAGCAGAGUCAACCAUGUAGGUGAGCACAUAAGUCAUGACUUGCAUGCCAAAAGUCCGCAGCUGCCUCGCGCUAGGCGGAGCGCCGACGGCCAGGACAGCAUGGACAUCUCGCCUGCUGCUCAUGAAGCAGACACCAGUGCUCACCACGGAGUAUUACAUUACAAAAUUCCGCUACAUAAAGACAAGGACGUUGUGGUUCAGCUCAAAAGGAGUUCUGCACUUCUGGCUCCCUCAGCCAUUCUGGAACGCAGGUCCAAGAACGUCUCUGACUCCAGCUUCAUCAGACUGAGCCAUCACAACAGCUGCCAUUUUACCGGGACAGUGACAGGAGUAGCCGAUUCCAAAGUUGCUUUGUCCGCAUGUAAUGGCUUGCGAGGUUUCCUGUUGAUUGAAGGUGAGGACUAUCUCAUAGAACCUGUCAAGGGACACAACGUCACCAAAGAUACUGCCCAUCCACAUCUAGUAUACAAGAGGUCAGCACUUCCUGACCAAUUGGACUUCGUGUCCAGGCAGAAAAGGAAAGAACCGACUUGUGGUGUCCAAGAAAAAUACGAACGAGAUAUCCGACACAGAGAAAGGUGGGAGCGGCAUAGGCGGAGCACGUCAGACAGACAGGAAGGCAGCAAGUCUCACUCUAGGAAAAAGAGAUCAAUCUCCACCGAGAAAUAUGUCGAGACCUUGGUGGUCGUGGACACUGAAAUGGUCAACUAUUACGAGAAUGAAGACAUAGAGACAUAUGUGUUGACUAUUAUGAAUAUGGUCGCUAGUUUAUUUCAUGACGCAUCCAUUGGAAAUGCCAUCAACAUUGUAGUGGUGCACUUAAUUCUCAUCAAAGAUCCAGAUGAAAACUUACAAAUCACCCACCAUGCAGACAAAACUCUUAAAAGUUUUUGCAAAUGGCAGAAAAAUAUCAACUUCAGAGAUGAUGACCAUCCCAAUCACCACGAUGUAGCCGUGUUACUUACCAGGCGAAAUAUUUGCACACGUAUGAACGAGCCUUGUAACACUCUAGGUCUGGCACAGGUGGCGGGGUUGUGCCAGCCACAUAGAACGUGUAGCAUCAAUGAAGACAUAGGCUUGUCCUUGGCGUGGACAGUGGCUCAUGAACUUGGACACAAUUUUGGUAUGAAACAUGACAAUCAAUAUACUGACUGUACUACUGACACUGAAACUCAUUAUGUCAUGGCGACACAUUUAACAUGGGACAAAACACCAUUCACUUGGUCUAACUGCAGCAGAUCAGCAAUCACCAAGUUUUUAGACCGCAACUGGGGCUAUUGUUUGGAUGACCCACCUGGUCAGCAUGAUUUUAAGUAUCCAGAGCUUCCACCUGGGACAAUGUAUGAUGCUGACCAUCAGUGCAGGCUACUUUAUGGUGAGGGCGCAGAGCGUUGCAAUGGCAUUGAAGCUUUAGAGCAAAUUUGUACCACAUUAUGGUGCCGUGUGAACAAUAAGUGCUCUACUAAACUACAGCCAGCCGCAGUAGGAACACUCUGUGGAACGGACAAGUGGUGUUUUGCUGGUCAGUGUGUGGACAUUGGAGAAAGACCUCAGGCUAUUGAUGGUCAGUGGGGAGAGUGGGCUGAGUGGACCCAAUGCUCCAGGACCUGUGGUGCCGGAGUCAGCUUUUCAGAGCGGCUUUGCAACCACCCACCACCUUCCAAUGGAGGAAAAUAUUGCACAGGAGAAAGAAAAAGAUACAGGAUAUGUAAUACAGAUAAUUGUCCUGAAAAUGCUCCAAGCUUUAGAGCUCAACAGUGCUCAGAAUUUAAUGAAAUUCCUUACAAAGGAUCAUUGUAUGAAUGGGAGCCUUUGUCUACCCCAGACACUCCAUGUCAGCUUCACUGUAAACCAAAGGAUUUAUAUUUCUCCAUUCUACUGAAAGAUAUUGUGACAGAUGGGACACCUUGCUUGACUGGAUCUAGACAUAUGUGCAUAAGUGGACGGUGUCGUCAUGUAGGUUGUGACUGGAACAUUGACUCCAGUGCUAUUGAAGACCAUUGUGGUGUUUGUUUUGGUGAUGGUUCCACAUGCAAGACUAUAAAACAGCAAUUUAAUGAAACAAAACAGUUGGGUUAUGUGGAAGCCACAGUGAUACCAGCUGGUGCAAGAAACAUUAGAGUAGAGGAAGUAGCUGAAGCUAGUAACUUCCUCGCUGUACGGAAUAAUGCAGGAGAAUAUUAUUUGAAUGGACAUUGGUUCAUUCAGUGGUCUGGUGAUUAUGAGGUUGCUGGUACAAUUAUACAUUAUAAAAGAACAGGGAACAAGGAAACAUUUUCAGCACCUGGUCCUAUUAAGGAAGCACUACAUAUAAUGCUGCUGAUGCAGACUCACAACCCUGGUGUGGAGUUUGAAUACACAGUACCUAAAGAGAAUGCCACAGAUUACAAAAAACAAUCAUUCAGCUGGGACUACGUGGGCUGGUCACAUUGUACAGUCUCUUGUGGUGGAGGUAUGCAGAGAUCACCAGUGAUUUGUAGGGAACAAGAAGCUGGGAUGGUAGAUGAGAUGUAUUGUGACCAAAGUGCCAAGCCAGAUGACCUUCUUAGAGAAUGCAAUAGCCAUCAGUGUCCAGCAAGAUGGUGGACUGGUCCUUGGCAACAUUGCUCAGUUACUUGUGGGGAAAAGGGUAUCCACCGCAGAACUGUUAUAUGUGUCAGAAGCUUAGGUGCUGAUGAACAGAUAGCAUUAGAAGACCAGGCAUGCAGUGGCCAAGAAAAGCCUGUUGAGUUGGAGCCAUGUCAUCACAAGGAACCAUGUCCUGGCUUAGGACAGUGGGUAACAGAGGAAUGGAGCGAUUGUACCAGAAACUGUGGUGGUGGAGUUCAGUUCAGGAAAGUGAUCUGUCUGGGAGGAUCUACAUGUGAUGAUGAAAAACCUGAGAUGAAACAGGCCUGCAAUGAACAAAAAUGCAUGGAAAAUCUUGUGGAAGACAUCUUGAACAUGCCUGAGGGGGGAACUGCUGACACUCUAUCUACCUCAACCAAUACUCCUCAUGAAGAGUUUAAAAACUUUAACAUUGGAGAGAGUCACUCUACUUUGGUGAAGGAGGAUGCCAAGGAGGAUAAACCAACCACAGAGGAACAUCCCCAUAAACACAGACACCACAAAGUGCACCCACAUAAUGAUAAGAAUGACAUAAAGGCCUCUCCAGGCACACAUGUUGAAUCUGAUGCAGUGAAUGGUAGCAUUACUGAGGCUGGAGACAAUGUUCCGAUCUCUGACUCACCUUCAGGAGAGCUCCAAGAGAUUAAAAAAGGCUCUAAAUAUAUCUGGCAAAUAUCAGAAUGGAGCCAGUGCUCAAAUCAUUGUGGUACAGGCAUCAAAGUCAGAGACGUUUUUUGUAUACAAAGUAUCAGUGGAGCUCAAGUAAAUGCUGAUCACUGUGAUGUGACUAGCAAACCAACAAUUACAGAGGAAUGUACACAGGCUCUUUGCACUGAGUGGACUCUAGGAAACUGGACAACUUGUUCAGUAACUUGUGGGUAUGGCACUCAGCAUAGAUCAGUGGAAUGUUUGAAUCCAGACAAGUGUGAUGUGAAUGACAAACCAGAAGAAAGUAGAGUGUGUCAGUUACACCCAUGUAGUGCUUGGGUCACAGGUGACUGGAGCCAGUGCACAAAGUCUUGUGGAGUUGGAACUCAGCUAAGGUUGGUUCAAUGUGUGAAUCUGACUUCACAGCAGCUAGCAGAAGGCUGCAAUAUGUCUACUGUACCAGAAAGCAGUCAGGAUUGUAAUAUCCAUGAUUGCCCAGCAGAUGAUAAUGCAGCUCAGGUAGUAUCAACUCAAUGUGACGUUAAUGAAAUCAGCUCCAAUGUUUGCAGGAUGCUGAAAAAAGUUGGCCUGUGCCAGAAACAAUAUGUGCAGACAAAGUGUUGCCGGACAUGUCAAGAUCAUAGUCGAGAAAACCCAGAACAGACAAAAAUGUCAAGGAGAUAGCCGCCUGUUGUUAACAGCAUUUCAUUUUAACUUUUGACAAUAGACACUGGAGAUUGUACCAAGUGAUAUUACAAAAUGUAGAGACACAGUAGAUUGUCUAAGAUAUUGAUACCAAUAAUUCCACAUGUUUCUAAUGUCUGUUUCUAUUUAUAAUAACUAAAUUAAUGAGUUGGUGUGAAAGUCAUUUGAUGUGUACUCUUUUUGUCGUUGACAUGUGGCUAACUUGGAAAGUUGUCUUUAUACUGCUCAAUCAUGUGAUUCAAAUAUUUUCUUCACAUUUAUCCUACACUUGUUUAUUGCCAUUAUGUCUUGUUUUAUGUUAAGCUGGUUACUUGAUUGUAGGUUUAUGCACCUCCAAAUGAAAUCUACAGAGAUUGUAUGUGUUUAUUAGAGAUUAUAUUCUUUGUAAUGAUAUAUUUUGGUGAUGUGCCAUUAAUUAGUUCAAUGGUACAUUCUUGAUGAUAUUUGUAAUAAUUGUCAGUUAUUUUAGUUUACUUUUUCAUGAUUGCAUAUGAAACUAAUUAAAUUAGUAAAGUCAUUUCUGUAAAAUAAUUAUGUGUAAAAUAGUUAUAUAAAUAACUAAUAUUACUGGUUUAGUGCUAUAUAUGCUUAAUAUAUAUAUAUAUUUUUGGAACAUUUGGCUUCAGUUAUUACUUAAUCAAGCUCUUUUUCUAUAUGAUUUUGUAACCAAUAUAGAAGCCUAAUAUUAUAUAUGCUAAUACUAUAGGUCAAACUUUACCUUCAAAUGAUAUUUUGUAGAUCUAUAGCAUACUAUUGCCAAAGUAAAGUUGACUUUUGGUAGUAAAAAAGAAAAACUCAAACAAAAGAAAUUGUUAUACUUAGCAGUAUAGUUUAUUAUAAUCUUUUUUAGGUUAUGCUAAUAAUUAAUGCUUAUUUAGCUUUAAGCUUACUUGAAAUGUAGGCUUAUUGUUAAUGUUAUAAACCUGAUAUUGAUGUUUUAUCCAUCCAAUAAUUGAUUUUUAUUGUUUCAAUAAUAAAAAAUAUCGCCAAUUAUCUUAUAUUUAAUCCUAAUGGUGUUAACUUUCAAAUGGUGUUAACAAUAAGGAAAAUCUAACAUAACAUUCUAUGCAUGCCACUAGCAAUAUGAGCAGUUUAUUGUUACAAGUACAGAUAGCAUUGUGACAUGUACAAGUUCACCCAUACAACUAGCAUUAUUUACUUAUAACAGAUAACUUUAGGCUAAUUUAAGGCCUUGAUUUAUGAUCCCCUGUUGUUGUUGUUUUUUUUAAAUAAUUAAUAACAAUGUAUUUAAAACUCUCUUUUUUUUUAUUUUUCAAAGUUCUUCUCUUUCAUUAAUAAGAAAAAAUAUGUUUGUUUUUUUUUCAUAUAUUUCUAAAUGUUGGCUUUUAAAAUUUUAUUUUUGGGAACUCUUAGCCACUGUACUAAAUAUGUUUGUAUAAAUCUCUUGGCUGAUUUGAAAACUGCAAUGUAAUGGAAAUGUGGUCAACAAGGAUUAAUUAUAAAUAAUUACAAAUCUAGUUCUUGUAUUUUUUUAUAUUGUAAAUCUAAAGCUAGUUAUUUUUUGUUUUGUUUUAUUGUAUAUUUUCUUUUUUAACUUAAUACCCAGAUUCUUGGUCUUAUGACAAAUAUAAAAGAAAGAGACAAUCUUAAAUUUGUAUAUUUCACACAUAUUAUUUUUCAAAAUGCAUAAUAUAUAUAUUUUUAAAAUGUAUAACAGUUUUUAGCUGCUAUAAUUUUAUAGUUUUCUGGCUAUAGUAAAAAAAGAAUUUAAAAAAAAAUAAAGUAACUUUAGCAUAAUUGUACACAAGUCAUUUCAUCUUCUUUGAACAAUGAAAGUUUCAUAUUAAAAUAAAUUUAGUUUGGAGACAAAGUCAAAUGAACCUGAAAUAUGAAAAGAAUUUAUUUGGUUAAAACAAAAUAUACACCUUGAAUUGCAAAAGAUUGCUUUGGUUUGUAUAAGGGAUAAAAUUUUUAUUUUAAGUAGGCUAUUUAAAUAGUUAUACAAUGCCAGUUUGUUGAGAAAAUUAAAGAUGGUUAUAGGUUAAAACCUCACACACACAUAUACACACACAAACAACUCUUUAAAGGACUACUUUUAUUGUUUUACAACUUUAUUCAGAAAAUAAUUGUAUACAAUGUAUUAUGUUUUAGCGUCCAGUCAUAUAAGUCAUGUUGAUGUUGCAAAAAAAGAAAAAAGAAGACAUUACUUUUUUUUCAUAUGCUAUAUGAUUUUUAGUUGAUAUGAUGUACAAUGUAGAUUAUAUGUAAAAUUUUAAAUAAAUAGUUGCCUGUUGUAAAUAAAAAGGUUUACUAAUUAAUUUCUAAAAAUGACUAAAACAUAAAUUGAAUUUUUGUUUUUUUGGUUUUACAUUAAAUAUUUUAUGUCAUUCACUUUUAAUUUGUACUAUAAAUAUUAAAGAUGAAAAAAACACACACACAAAUAAAUCUAUUCAUGCACAUGUCUGA
Messenger RNA from Biomphalaria glabrata, 7458 nucleotides. Its product is annotated as A disintegrin and metalloproteinase with thrombospondin motifs 7-like. Gene Ontology annotation, cellular component: extracellular matrix. Gene Ontology annotation, molecular function: metalloendopeptidase activity. The coding region runs from base 619 to 5010 and encodes 1463 amino acids. Gene Ontology annotation, biological process: extracellular matrix organization; proteolysis. The record is from RefSeq and is a predicted model, not a curated record. NCBI's taxonomy places the organism in Eukaryota, Metazoa, Mollusca, Gastropoda, Planorbidae. The transcript is spliced from 26 exons.